Owenia fusiformis is the source of this 1193-nucleotide messenger RNA. Lineage: Eukaryota; Metazoa; Annelida; Polychaeta; Sabellida; Oweniidae. The record is from the annotation of a GenBank genome assembly.
CGUUCGUGUUAAAAAUGCAUUAGAAAAAAUUCUGAACUUUUUAGAUUUUCGAUUGUUUUACCAAUUUUAGCAUCAUAUGAACUCAUAUUAGAACUGAAUAUGGGUGGAAGUUCAAGCACCACACGUAAGGUCACUGUUGAAGAAAGUGAAGGAAAUGGAGUAGUGAAGAUAUCUGAAGAUGUAGUGAGGCGUCUAAAAGGAGAAUCUACUGUACCAGUAAUUGGUGAUAAAUCAGAGAGGUUGAGUGGGAUAGAGGUUCUCGACAGAAAGAAACAUGAUAAAGAGAUGAAAAACCUUCAGGCAUACUAUGAGGAAAGGCUUCAAUACUUGGAGCAAAUGAAUUCACAGUUAUACCAAACCACAACAGAUCAGUUUGCCAAAGCAGUGCAGGAGGUGGAACAGAAAUUCUUAAAACAGACAUCAUCUCCAGUGUGCCAGGAACUCCAGAGUGAAGUGGUAGCCUGCUACAAUGCCAACCCUAAACAAACCUUGCUAUGUUCUGCACAGAUCAAGGCUUUCACAGACUGCGUAGACAAAUAUAGACAGAAUAAAUUAACCAGGGGGAAUGGAGGUGUAUGAUAGCAGUUUUAUUAGGAUUAAUUGACAGUCAGGACCAUAUUCUAUAUAGCACUAAAGAUUUUGAAGGAGUGUUUUACACCUAGCUUAUUAUAUGAACAGUUGAAAAUUGUGCCAGUGAACACGAUUUAUUCAAGUAAAUCAGGAAUUUAGUAUUUGUGGACUUAUUAAAGUCAUAAUGGACUUCUUCGUAAAAUGUGAUUUUUAGAAGCUAAAGAGGCCAUUGGAGCAUUUCGUAAAAUUAAAUCCCAUAUGCAAGUUACAGUAAAACCUCUACAUGUGAAUACUUCUGGUAACUGAGUUACUGUGUCAUUUAUUUUAGACAAGCUUCAUGCAAUGCGUUGAUAAAAACAUACAUUGAAUGCUAUUCUUAUUUUGUGUGCCACAUAUAGAGGUUAUUUACUUCAAAUAACACGAAAAUCUAGGGAUUUCUAAAAAUAGGAAGUGUAUUCAUAAUAUUGCAUGAUAUAAAAUGCUUAAAACAUUUAAAUGAAUUAGUAAUGACUAUUGCAAUACAUACAAGAAUUGUCAUAAAUGCCAUAGAAGAGACUAGAGACAGGUGUGACCUGGCUUUGGUUUAUAACUAUUAUUUGUGAAAUAAAAGUUUUGAAAUUGUA